GGGGACUCGAAUGCUGAAUCUCGAUCAAGUGACGGGUUAGUGUAGGUAACGUAUGUGCUACAUAAUUUGAAAACAUGACAUUGACUAGUGAAUAUGUGAUAAGCCAGGAGCCUUGUCUCUUACAAUCUGUAUGAUUGAUGAGAUUGAAUGGAAGAAUGAUGCAGUGGUGGAAUUCAGAUAUGCUUGUCAAACCGAACAUGGUUGGGGAUGAUGAAUCAAAAGAGAACGGGAUGAAUGCAUGGAAGAAGCACACUGUUAAAGAAACAUCAGAAAAGGAUAGUCCCAAACGAAAGUGGCACUUCAAAGUAAAAGUUGAUCUAAAUCCUGGCGAGGAUGUCUGUGUGACUGGAAACUCAGAAUCUCUUGGACUCUGGUCGAUAACCAAAGCUCUAAAAUUGAACAAAACUGACGAAGAAAAUAUUUACUCAGGAACGGUGGAGAUAGCUGCAAAUCGUGAUGUUGAAUACCGUUAUGCAGUUUGUAGUUUUAUUGAGCCAGACGUGAGUCAUAUGGAUGAGGUGCAAUGUGUUGUACGCCAUUGGGAGACUUUCACACUACCAAGAGUUGCUAAAACGAACAAUGAGGGUAACGGCCAGUUGGAAGUGUAUGGCUACAUGAAUGGCGUGGAGAAAGUGGGCCGAGGAUGGCUGACCUGCGCAAACAUCAUUCAGUUGAAGCUGCUCAAUAAUCCAAUUCAGCUCUGGAAGAAGAAACUGCAAGGUCGAAAGGUAACUACAGUUCACAGAAAUUUUGCUAUCGUAAGCAGCAUCGUGGUUUUGAUGCAUCAACAAAUAAUUCAAUCGUGUUACACGAUUGAAACACGAACUAGCCUCAGGAAAGAAAAUGCAGAACUGAAGGAACGCGUCGAGGAUAUGGAACAAUACUCAAGAUCGAACAUGCUGGAAAUAAAUGGUAUACCCAAAAAACAGGAUGAAGAUGUAACAGAAAUCAUUUGUAGAAUGAGCGAAGCAUUAGGACACAAAAUAAAAGCAGAUGCAAUCGACAUUUGUCACAGACUUAAACAACGAAAUGAAAACCUACCUCCACCAAUCGUUGUCAAGUUCGUUCGUAGAACAGACAAACAAGUAAUAUUGAAUAAAAGGAAAGUUACGAGGCAGUUUUCUACAAAGCAGAUGGGAGAAACAACGGACCAUCCAGUCUAUGUGAAUGAAAGUCUAGCACCUACGCGAAGAAGGAUUUUCACCAUGGCGAGAGAGAUCUUCAAAAGAGGCGACAUCAAAUACCUAUGGAUCAAGGAAGGGAAGAUUCUAGCUAGGAAAGAAGACGGAACACCAGUUAUUGAACUCAAGAACAGUGAACAAGUGAAAAAGUUGAGCGUGCAUCUAAGCAGCCAGAACUUUCUAUUACAGGUGAUGAACCAAGCCGAACAUAUGUUGCAUCGCCAGGAUCAGUUUGGGCAACCUUACAGUGAGAAUGACUUCAUACUGUUCCAAGCACAAGUUCUGCUCCCGGAAACAAUGGCGUUCCUGAUCGAUUACUAUACUUACCCAUCUAACAAGAGCUCGGCUGGCGAAGAGCCGCCCUACCACGUGGGCUUCAGUCACAUCAUGCCCAGCUCGACCAAGGCCAGUGAGGGCCAAAUCGAUGUGCCCAUUGUCAACGUUCGCCAUCAGCCCAUCGGCGAAAUAAAGGUCGAUUACCUGGUAAUAAAGCCAAUUGCCAAUUUCGAUUGCUCAGUGCAAGGGACACGACAACAUGAAUGGAAAGACAGUUGGACAGGACUGGAUGUCGGACAUCGCGGUUCAGGUUCAUCGUUCAAACCCGAACAACAAAAUAAUUCUUCAUAUAUAGUAAAUGGAUUCUGUAUUCUGAAUUUAAUUGAAUGGAUUCCACUAUUGCAGGGGUUAGACAGUGCUUUGAAGAUCAGCAAAGCCCUUCAUUUUUGUGAUAUUGACUGUGAGUUUUGCCGGCUUUUCCAUUUGCAAGAGGGUAAGCAGAAAAAUUCCAAAACAUUUAGUGAAGAUACGGAAGAACAUCAACCGUUUCCUACACUUCAACAAGCGCUUGAAGUACUUGAUCCAAGUGUUGGCUUCAACGUUGAAGUUAAAUGGAAUAUGAAAUUGAAGGAUGGAACGAACGAACUAAAUAAUCCUCUGGAUUUGAACCUGUUUUUGGACUGUGUUCUAAAAGUAGUAUUGACAUACGCUGAUACUCGGCCGAUUGUCUUCUCAUGCUUCCAUCCAGAUGUUUGUACAAUGAUCCAAUUAAAACAGAACCGAUAUCCGGUGAUGUUCCUCACACAGUGCAUUACUCUCAAAUAUCCUGUUUAUUACGAUCCUAGAUGUCAGAGUAUUACUAUGGCCGUCCAAUUUGCUGUUAGCACUGGAUUAUUGGGUAUAAAUGUGCACACGGAAGAGCUGCUAAGGGAUCCUUCUCAAAUGGAACUGGUGAAGUCGGCCGGAUUAGUGCUGUUCUGUUGGGGAGACGACAACAACAACAAAGACACUAUCAGGCAUCUCAAAGAACUUGGUCUUCAUGGUGUCAUCUACGACAAGAUUGAUCAGUUCGGCACAAAAGAGGUGAAGGAAAGCAUAUUCAGAAUCGAAGCCCGAGAAUCUGAAAAGCUGUUGGCGUUGGUGACUGAGAGUGCUGCAGCUGCAGACGCCAGUGGCGACAAAAACGCUCACUCUAAAGACUCAACUACGGUUGGUGAGAAGUUCUACCUUGAUUUGAACAAAGCACUGACGAAAAGCGAAGAGCAGACGGGACCCUGCUCCAGUGACGCAUCCCUGUGGAGCACCAAAUCUCCCAAUUCAAAGUCAACCAAUGUCAACAAGUAACCCUCUCUACAACAUUAAUGUCAAGUUAUUCUUCAAAUUUGGAAAAGAACCUUCAACCUGCUCAAUUUUUUGGAAUCUACCAUGAAAUGGUUAGUUUUAUUUAAAUGGUUAUUGUGAGUUUAUUUGAUAAUAUUUUGGUGAUAUAAUAUGGUAAGGAUUGUUAUAAUAUUGUAUACUGUAUUGUCCUAAUUUAUUUUUAACAUAUAUUUCAAAUUAAGUUUUGCAUAGUACAAAAAAAGUUUAAAUCUAGGUAAAAAUUUAUGUAUUAUAAUAUGUGAUUGUGAUUUUUGGGAAAAUAUUCUUUGUAUAAAAUUAUUUUAGUAAAGUCUUCUUAACUUGAGAUCCAGGAAAUUUAGGGUUGAUUCUUCUGCUUUAAGAGUUUUCAGUUCGAUUUGAAAAUAUGUGAUAAUUAUGUGUUGUUAAAUUUGAUAAUCAUGACACCUGAAUGAAUUACGAAUAAAAAAUAUAAUUCACUGUUAUUCAU
This is a messenger RNA of Nilaparvata lugens (brown planthopper), 3285 nucleotides long. RefSeq lists its product as uncharacterized. The transcript has 16 exons. Gene Ontology annotation, molecular function: glycerophosphocholine phosphodiesterase activity; starch binding. Bases 138 to 2801 code for a protein of 887 amino acids. Gene Ontology annotation, biological process: glycerophospholipid catabolic process. NCBI's taxonomy places the organism in Eukaryota, Metazoa, Arthropoda, Insecta, Hemiptera, Delphacidae. The record is from RefSeq and is a predicted model, not a curated record.